This is a messenger RNA of Zasmidium cellare ATCC 36951, 825 nucleotides long. RefSeq lists its product as uncharacterized. The transcript is spliced from 6 exons. Lineage: Eukaryota; Fungi; Ascomycota; Dothideomycetes; Mycosphaerellales; Mycosphaerellaceae. The record is from RefSeq and is a predicted model, not a curated record. The coding region runs from base 1 to 825 and encodes 274 amino acids.
AUGCGAGACCAACUUCGCCUAAUCGACACUUCCCAUCGACAAAAUGACGAAACCCCUCCUCUCCCCUACCUCUCAGACCUUCGUGAUGAACUCAACCGACAGGCAUGGCCACUAGGCCCAUGGCCCCAGGGGACGAGGGAGAGAUUCAUUUCCAAUCUCCUGCUCAAUCUGCGACUAUGCAUCACAACCCUCAUGAACAACCGACAGAACUGGGACGGGAACGAGGACGUUGACCCUGACUUGCAAGAUUCGGGUUUGAGGCAUAACGCCGCGACGCACAUUCGAGCGUUCCCCUGGCCAUGGGUCAUGGUUCGCCGGAGGAGGAGAAUUUGUAGUGGGAAAGGAAGUGUUUCAUACAGAAGGAAUGGUUACGCUUGGGUUCUGACCACGAGGCCAUAUGCGCCAAGACUUUCACGUGAAAAUUUGUCGCGGUCAAGUGAAUGGCUUCACUGCCAAUCUUCAAGCUCUUCCAAAGGCAUGAUCGCCUGCCAAUACAACAGCUGGGAGACAGAUAUAGGAGAGGCAGCUCGCUCUCGUCCUCACCGAAGUGAAAUGAAUCGAGGCCCCUCCGAUGGUUCUCCGCGGGCAGAUCCCGACAAAAUCAUUGGCAUUGAUAUACGAGAUGCACAUCGUCGCAGACGAGUCCUUCGUCCCGCAGCAUGCGAUAGAUUAAGUGAACCAAACAUCAACAACGCCUUCGCGGAAUCAUAUGCGACUCGUCCAUUCAUCUGCCCUGCCAAUCUGCGGAUGUCACUCCGUGGCUGCCUGACCACGCCUAGCAUCUCCGAAUGCCAUGGUAACGCUCCUGAACGUCAGUCAGUUUGA